Molecule: messenger RNA, 1719 nt
Organism: Vitis vinifera (wine grape)
Lineage: Eukaryota; Viridiplantae; Streptophyta; Magnoliopsida; Vitales; Vitaceae
Product: cuscuta receptor 1
Exons: 1
Coding region: 1-1602 (533 amino acids)
Molecular function (GO): protein binding
Source: RefSeq, a predicted model, not a curated record
AUGAUUCCAAAUAUGGAAUAUCUAAAUUUAUCCAACAAUGGUUUUGAAGGUAUUCUCCCAUCCUCGAUAGCUGAAAUGAUUUCCUUAAGGGUGUUGGAUUUGUCUGCCAAUAAUUUCUCAGGAGAAGUACCAAAGCAGUUGCUUGCAACAAAACAUUUGGCGAUUCUAAAAUUAUCAAAUAAUAAAUUUCAUGGUGAAAUAUUUUCAAGGGACUUUAACUUGACUCAGUUGGGAAUUUUGUAUUUGGACAAUAAUCAGUUCACGGGAACUCUGUCAAAUGUAAUCUCCAGAAGCUCUUCAUUGAGGGUGUUGGAUGUGAGCAACAACUACAUGUCAGGUGAAAUUCCAAGCCAGAUAGGCAACAUGACCUAUUUGACUACACUGGUGUUAAGCAACAAUAGUUUUAAAGGCAAAUUACCACUUGAGAUUUCUCAAUUGCAAGGGUUGGAGUUUCUUGACGUUUCUCAAAACGCUAUUUCGGGAUCUCUUCCUUCUUUGAAGAGCAUGGAGUAUUUAAAGCAUCUACAUUUGCAAGGGAACAUGUUUACAGGAUUAAUACCUAGAGAUUUUCUCAAUUCCUCAAAUCUAUUGACUUUGGAUAUGCGAGAUAACAGGUUAUUUGGAAGUAUUCCCAAUUCAAUCUUUGCACUUUUGGAGAUAAGGAUUCUUUUGCUAAGAGGAAACCUUUUCAGUGGUUUCAUUCCAAAUCAUCUUUGUCAUUUGACUGAAAUAAGCUUGAUGGAUCUUUCAAACAACUCUUUUUCAGGGCCAAUUCCCAGAUGCUUUGGCCAUAUCCGAUUUGGGGAGAUGAAAAAGGAGGAGAACGUGUUUGGACAAUUCAUUGAAUUUGAGUAUAGAUGGAAGUCUCUUGCAUAUGCAGGUUACUUGGUGAAAGAUUUGGGCUCCUCGAGUUUAAUAUAUAAUGAAAAAGAUGAAGUUGAGUUUGUCACCAAGAACAGGCGUGACUCCUACAAAGGUGGCAUCCUUGAAUUCAUGUCUGGAUUGGAUUUAUCAUGUAACAACUUGACAGGCGAAAUACCUCAUGAACUUGGAAUGCUAAGUUCGAUUCGUGCAUUGAACUUGUCUCACAAUCAAUUGAAUGGCUCAAUUCCAAAGAGUUUCUCCAAUUUUUCUCUAAUAGAGAGCUUAGACCUUUCUUAUAAUAAUUUGGGUGGAGAAAUUCCUCUAGAGCUAGUUGAACUCAAUUUUUUAGCGGUGUUUAGUGUGGCUUAUAACAACAUCUCUGGUAGAGUUCCAGAUACCAAAGCACAAUUUGGGACAUUUGAUGAAAGCAGCUAUGAAGGCAAUCCUUUUCUUUGUGGGGCACCAUUAAAGAGAAAAUGUAACACAAGUAUUGAGCCACCAUGCGCACCAUCACAAUCUUUUGAAAGUGAGGCAAAAUGGUAUGAUAUCAAUCAUGUUGUUUUCUUUGCAAGUUUUACUACUUCAUAUAUCAUGAUCUUGUUAGGAUUUGCUACCAUCCUUUACAUGAAUCCUUAUUGGCGUCAUAGAUGGUUCAAUUUUAUUGAGGAAUGUAUGUAUUCCUGCUAUUAUUUUGCUUUUGAUAGUCUUUCCAAGUUAUCAACAUAUUUGUAUAAUUAGAUACUUUUAGUUGGAUGAUGUUUGCAUGAUUAACUACUAUUUGUUUCCAUGGGAUAGAAAGAAAUGGGAUGUAUAAUUGCUAUGAGUUGCAACUUACAUACUUCACUCAAAUUUCGA